Messenger RNA from Cladocopium goreaui, 1158 nucleotides. Lineage: Eukaryota; Dinophyceae; Suessiales; Symbiodiniaceae. The record is from the annotation of a GenBank genome assembly.
AUGUCAGAGGCAGACGGGACAGCCUCAAAUAGCACUGGGACAAUGUCAGUCAGACUCAGCCCGAAGGCCUUCCCGCGUGAGCACCGCAUGUCAGCAAGCGAGCUGCUGAAGCAGGCUUCAGAUGAGUCCCCAAAACAGGGGACCCAGGGGACCCAGGCGCGGAGGAGUGGCGGACCCCAGGGGCAGCCUGGCGGCCCUCGCAGCUCUUCCGGCCACAACAUUGAUUCGACGGCAGUGUCCCAAGUCCUUGCCAAUGCAGACAUCCGAAAACAGGACACCACGCCGAGAUCUGACACUGCUAGGAGUUCCAAGGUGCGCUCAGCCAGGAGCUCGAGUUCAUCUCAGCUGAAGGCGCGUUCCAGAAGCUCCAGUAGUGCGUCACAUGGCCACAGAAGCACGGCCAGAAAGGAAAGCGGUAGAAGUCCAUCAUCUCGUUCAAGAUUGGACAAGCACCUGGAGGUUUCCAAGGACGACUCUGGACCUAGCGUGCAGGCACGUCGGAGCAACAGGGCCACAACCGAGCAGGCAACAUCAGAAACGAAGGUCCCGAACACAGAGGCGAGACAUCGCACCUGGAGCGGGCCGGAGCCGCGGGAAUCCCAGGCGAAGGAAAAGGGGCUCAUCACAGAUGCAGAGGCUCUAUCGCAGUGGAGUGAUGGUAGCACAGCCUUGAAUACCAAAGCAAGUCGAGAUAGCACGUCCACCUCAAGAGAUUCAUGCAGCAGCCCAAGCAGGUCUGCACUCAGUGGUCGACUGCUAGGUGGAAGUCCUUCUCCGGGAGACACCGCGGUGAUCCUCGUGGAUUGGGACGACACGCUUUCUCCUACUAGUUGGGUCUUCGAGCAAAUCCGUAAAUGCCCGGACAACAAAGCCCUGGCAGCGGUUGAGAAGGCCUCGGAGGACCUCUUGCGGGAGCAUUCCAUGACCGUUGUGGCUUUCCUGCGCGCUGCUCGUGCCUGUGCGCAAGUGGCGGUAGUGACUUUGGCCACCGAGGAUUUCUUCCACCAAAGUGCAGACACCUUUCUGCACGAGGUUCGUGUCAAAGACCUCUUUGAAGAACUAGGCAUCGAGGUACACUUCGCGGAGCGCCCAGCGCAGGUGUCGUUUCCUGCCGCUGCUCGGUCAAAUGCCGUGCGGAGGGAGGUGGAGAUGGGAUAG